Messenger RNA from Magnolia sinica, 2229 nucleotides. RefSeq names its product probable LRR receptor-like serine/threonine-protein kinase At1g07650. The coding region runs from base 110 to 2092 and encodes 660 amino acids. The record is from RefSeq and is a predicted model, not a curated record. The transcript is spliced from 19 exons. Gene Ontology annotation, molecular function: protein binding. Lineage: Eukaryota; Viridiplantae; Streptophyta; Magnoliopsida; Magnoliales; Magnoliaceae.
UUAAACUCACUCCUCACUUUCUAUAGGCUUUGUAAGCUAUGACAUUUCUCUGUGGUGGGUGGAUUUUGAUUUUGGAGUGAGGUUUUGAGCUGAAAUAGUUUGAGAGGAGAUGGAAAGAAGAGAUGAUGUUGUUUCUUGGAAGCUGUUUGCUACCACUUUGAAAAUCCUUGUUGUUGCUUUGAAUAUCUUCCAAUCCCAAGCAGGAUAUCUGCCCCAAGAGGAAAUCGAGGCUCUUAGAGUAAUCGGACCGAAAUUGGGCAAGACAGACUGGAAUUUCAGUGUCGAUCCUUGCAUCGAAGGAAAUGGGUGGACCACACCUAAUGCAACGGGCUUCGAGAAUGACUUUGGAUGUUCAUGCGACCCCCCCAGUGGUUGUCAUGUUGUAAGCAUAAUUCUCAAGUCUCAGAACCUCUCAGGAGUCCUCCCGCCAGAACUUGCACGUCUUCGCUUCCUCCACAACCUUGAUCUCACUCGAAAUCUCCUCAGCGGUCCGAUCCCCCCCGAAUGGGCCACAUUGCCCUUAACGGGCAUUUCCCUGAUGGCAAAUCGGCUGACGGGUCCGAUCCCUAAGGAGAUCGGAAACAUUGCCACUCUCCAGUACAUGAACUUGGAGGCCAAUGGACUCUCGGGGCUCAUUCCUCCGGAGCUUGGGAACUUGAUCAAUCUCGAGGAACUUUCCCUUUCUUCAAACCGAUUGACCGGCGAGUUACCUAUAGAACUGGCUAGGCUGACCAAUCUGGUGGAUUUUCGGAUAAGUGACAACAAUUUCUCUGGAAAAUUACCUGAUUUCAUCCAAAACUGGAAACAGUUGAAAACAUUGCGCAUUCAAGGCACCUCUUUGGAAGGUCCUAUUCCUUCCAGGAUUUCUUCCUUGAAAAACUUAUUUGACCUGAGGAUCAGCGACUUAUCUGGAAUGGGGUCGGAUUUUCCGCUGCUAAGUGAAAUGGUAUCCAUGAAAACAUUGAUACUGAGGAAUUGCCUGAUUCAUGGGCAUAUACCUGAGUAUAUUGGGAAUAUGAGAGAUUUGAGAACCCUAGAUCUCAGCUUCAACAACUUGACAGGCAAUGUUCCGAUCUCCUUGGAGAAGUUGCAAAAACUAGAUUUCAUGUUCUUGACCAGCAACAGGCUUGCCGGACCAAUACCUUACUGGAUUUUGAAAACAAACAGAAACGUGGAUCUUUCAUACAAUGAUUUCACACCAGAAAAGUUGAUAACAUCUCAGUGUCAACUAGGGAAUGUCAAUCUGUUUGCAAGCCACUCUUUGAUGGUGAACAGCACAUAUACAAAUUGCUUGGAGGACAACUCACGCAUUGAUGAGCUCAAGCCACACUAUCAUUCUUCCUUAUAUAUAAACUGUGGAGGUGAGGAAAUAGUGGUUGACGGCAACACAUACGAAGCAGAUGUCGAUCCACAAGGUGCUUCGUUGUUCAUUUUAAGUGGAAACUGGGCAUUCAGCAGCACUGGGAACUUUAUGGAUGACAGAGAUGGCUCCUACAUUGUAACAAAUACCACCACGAUCACCGCGCCUAGUCCAGGAUUGUACACGACUGCCCGUGUUUCUCCCAUUUCCCUCACUUAUUACGGAUUACAUCUAAUUAAUGGUGAUUAUGUGGUGAGACUCCACUUUGCAGAAAUAAUCUUCACGAAUAAGAGUACAUUUAACGGUCUUGGCAAACGCUUAUUCAAUGUUCAUAUUCAGCGCAAAAUGGCAUUGAAGGAUUUCAAUAUCGAAGAUGAAGCUGGUGGACCCAGUAAGCCCAUUGUGAAGAGUUUCACAGCCACAGUGAUAAAUCAUACCUUGGAGAUCAGCUUCUAUUGGGCAGGAAAAGGGACACAAGCAAUUCCAAGAAAAGGAGUCUAUGGUGUGCUCAUCUCAGCUAUUUCAGUAGAACCAGUCCUUCAUAUUCCACAUGGCCUGCACAAGCUAUCAACGAAGAUCGUGGUAGGGAUCGUGGCUCUUGUAGCAGCAUGCUUUACACUAUUAGUCGGCGGUAUCCUUUGGAGGAAACAUUCAUGGCGAAGCAAAUUCUCAAACUAUCAAGGCAUGAGAAGUAGACUGAAUCCUAAUGGAGGAUCAUCACCCUCUCCUUAGUUCUCAUUCCUAACUAAUUUAGUGAAGAAGUCAUAAUAUGAUGCUUAGAAAGGUACUUAAAGAUAUUCACACAAUAUGUAUUAGCUGAAUCUUGGGACUAGAAAGAAACAUUUACAAAAAAAGAACAUUUAACUAAA